Linum tenue is the source of this 5399-nucleotide messenger RNA. The record is from the annotation of a GenBank genome assembly. Lineage: Eukaryota; Viridiplantae; Streptophyta; Magnoliopsida; Malpighiales; Linaceae.
CCCCUCCCCUUUUAACAACAGAGAUAGCUCCGCCAAACAAACUAUACAGUGAAAGGCCAGAGAGAGAGUUGAAUUAGCAGGACGAGGAAGAAGACGACGACGAUGACAGAGUAAGAUUUGAACAACCCCGAUUUUCCCCCUUUCGGAUCAUUUGCAUUCAGACAUCGCAAAUUUAGGGGGAGUUUGUCUGAGAGACAGAUUGAUAACUUUCUUCUCCCCCAUUGUUGAAAUAAUUCUUCCGCCGUCACUUGAGUUUUGAAAAGGAGUUACUGAACAUAGCGGCAGUUUGAUGAACCCAAGCAGGAUAUUAAGAUUCGGGUUUGAUCAGUAUCAUCACAGGCUGAGGAAAGCACAGAAAACCAAUCAAUGCGUUCGAAGGCUCAUACCAGAGUGGAAUCUGGAACCUGUAACGUGUGCUCCACUCCUUGUUCAUCUUGUAUGCAUCGGAAGCUAGCCUGUAUGGGAUCCAAGGGUGAUGAAUAUUCUGACGAAACUUGCCAUGUAGCUGAAAUAAGCCAGAAUUCCGUUAACAGGGAGGAUUCCCUGUUCCUUAAAGGUCGAAAAUCCAGCAUGUUGCAGCAUGCCACCAGUGAGGCAAGUUAUGUGCCUACUGUUGAUUCCUGUGGAGAUUCAUUCUCUGAGAGUGUGGAAAAUAAAGCUAAUGUAAGGGCCUCAGUUAAGCCUGAGGCUUGCCCAAGUUUGAAGCGUGUUGGAACUGUUUCCAAGGGUUGUCUUUCUCCUAAGCCAGAGUUUGUUGCAUAUAAGCGAAAUGGGUCAAGUAAGCCUGUUGAUUCUAAAGCUGUAGAAGGCCAUGGUGACAACAUAUCUUGUGUGACAGAAGCUGAUGUGAGCAGUCUCCAAGAUGGUGGCAGGAAGGUUCCCUUCCAGAAUAACACUCUUUUGCCCAAUGGAAAUGUUGGAAACUUGAAUGGGGAUCUGAUUGGGAGAGUUGAUGGACAAGCUUCUGCACUCUUUAUGGAACGUACAAGUCUAUGCUUGCCUAAGGAGGCUGCACCUGAUAUUCUUGGCGGUGGUAACACAACUGUGAGCGAUGGUGCAGCUAACAAUCCACAAAGUAGGAUUGUAACUCAGGGGGACGCUUCAGAGGUUUCAAGUAAACUAGGUCAAGAGUUCAAAGAAGAAACUGAUAAUGAUGGUGGACGCCAACCAAUAGGUGUAAAUUCUUCUACCACGGUUGGGCAAGACCAGAAGGUGGAUGACUCAGUUGAAUUACCGAAUGUUCAAGAGUCACCCGUGGAAUCCAAUGAGAGCGAGGACUCAGAAAUUGGAGAACUAGAUGUAAGAGAUGUAAAAGUAUGCGAUAUUUGUGGGGAUGCAGGUCAGGAGGAAAAACUUGCAAUUUGUAGCAGGUGCAGUGACGGUGCGGAACACACCUAUUGCAUGAAGGAAAUGCUCCUAGAAGUUCCUGAUGGCGAUUGGCUAUGUGAAGAGUGCAACCUAGCUGUAGAACUCGAAAAACAAAAGCAAGAUUCAGAGGAAAAGAAUGUAGAUAAAGGAACUUCACAAAGCUUUAAGAAAAGGCCUUCUGAGACUGCUGAGAUGACCUCAAGUUCAAAAAGGCAGGCUAUUGACAUGGGUUCAGGAUCACCCAAGCCAUCCAGCCCUAAGAGAGUGGCUACACUGCAUUAUAACAGUUCUUCCAGGAGUUUGGACAAGGAGAAAGUAAAGCCAAGCAAUCACUCUAUUAAUGAUCCUGAAAGCAGUGCCUUACUUAAGUCCAAUUCCUUCAGCACUAAUAGUUCCAAGCCAAAAGUGAAGCUUGUUGAUGAAGUACAACAAAAGCACAAGAUGUGCAGAGAGAGUUCCUUGCUGGAUAGUAAGGAUGGUCCAGGCCGAAUGAUGAGCAAAUCUAUGUCAUUCAAACAUACAGGCUCUGGCCGUACUGAGUCCAAAGUGAAAAUGCUCUCAUCAAAAAUUGCACAUGGUCCGGAUGUUAAAGGGGUAAGACAAGCACGAGAACAUAAUGCAUUUGAAAGAAGAAAUUUGCCGAAGUUGGAUCGCCCAUCCCGUGGUAUGGUGGCAUCAAGUUCGAAAGUCACUACACCAAAGCUUGAGCAGAAGCUUACUCCUCGUAGUGACAGUGUUCCAUUAUCAUCAGCGGUCAACAACAGAGAGUUGAAGGGUGCUGCAACUGAUGGAAAAUUCAGUAGCUUACCUAGAUCAAGUGCUGGCGUUGCCCGGAAAGAUGGGGAUGCGCCUGUUACAUCUGUUCGAGCCUCUUCUAUUCAUGGAAUUUCCAUUGAAAGGAAAUUAAAUCAAGUUAGCCCUAAGGAUGAACCCUCACCAAGUACUUCUUUGACUGCAGAUAAAUCAUUGAAUGCUGUUGAUGAUAACUCACACGAUGGCCUGCUGUGCUCACGGGAGUCAUCAAGCCAGAGUGAGAAAACUAGAGACAGCUCCGGUCGUAUGAGGCCUGCUGGUGCAACACCAAAAGAAACAGGUACUUGUCAAAAGUGCAAGGAAGCUGGUCAUUCUGUGGAAAAUUGUACAUCCAGUAGUCCUCGUGCUCCUAUUAGUGAUACACCAGCUACAAAAAGUGUUGGUGAUGAGACUAAUAGAGACAGUAAAUUAAAAGCUGCAAUUGAGGCUGCCAUGCGUAAAAGGCCUGGGAUAUAUAGAAAGAAGCAUGGAAGUGAUCAAUCUGACGGGUUGUCCUCAUCAAAUGCGGAUAUGAACUGUCAUUUGAGUCCUCAGGCUAAGUUUUCAGGGUCAAAUAAGACAAAAUUAGCCACCUUCAACGAACGAUCACACGAAGAGAAACCCACUCUUGGGCCUUUGUCCAAGGACUCCACAAAGCAAGCUAAUUAUGGAAGUGCUAAGAUAUCUAAUACACACUCUGCUACUGCUGCUUUUCCUUUGAGAGCGGACUCAGAUUUGACCAACUCUUACACUUGGAGAUCUGGUCUUAUUUCUUCUGCUAGCGCACUUGAGAAGUUGUCUCCAAUCCCAGAGCAUGACUUUAUUUGGCAGGGUACCUUUGAGGUGCACAGGGGCGGGAAAAUCACAAAUAUUCACGGAGGCAUUCAAGCGCAUUUGUCAACCUAUGCAUCGCCCAAAGUACUUGAAGUGGUGAACAAGUUUCCUCUCAAUAUUAGCCUGGACGAAGUAUCCCGGUCAAGCACGUGGCCUAGUCAGUUCCAUGAAAAUGGUGCAACUGAAAAUAACAUUGCUCUGUACUUUUUUGCUAAGGACCUCGAAAGUUACAAGAAGCACUACAAGGGAUUAUUGGACAAUGCUAUGAAAAGAGAUUUGGCCUUCAAAGGAUACUUUGAUGAUGUUGAACUCUUGAUAUUCCCAUCCACUCAGUUACCUGAGGAUUCUCAACGUUGGAACAUGAUGUUUUUCCUGUGGGGCGUGUUCAAGGGAAGGCGGUCAAGUUCUUAUGAUUGCUUAAGAAAGCCAGUUAUCCCCAGUUUGAAUUUGGUAGUUCAAGAUGAAGAAAUGCCCGCGUCUAAUGCGUUAUCUGUCGCGAGGUGUUUGCCUGAAUACAUAGAUAAUGAGACUUCUGCAUUUGAUGAUUGCUGCAAUAUGGAUGUUUCAUCAAGUGAUUUGGAGAAGAAUACAUGCUUAUCGGAAAAUGGGGUCAUAAAUGAAAGAAAGGUUGACUUUGCUGUUAAGUCAGAGCAGCCGGAUUGUAGACUUGAUUUAAAUGGAACGACAUGCAGUACGACCUCAAAUCUAGAAUCUACCAGCGCUAGUGCUACCCUGGUAGAUAUUGGUGAUCCAGAGUGCAGAGUGGAUACAGAUGAGGGAAAACCAUCUGCUGUGGUUGCUGAGUCCACGAGUUGUUACAAGCAGGAGGCACAUAAGCAUACAGACUCUUCAGAUGUCCAAGAUGACGUGUCUGCACUCAAGAAUGUUCUGGUUGAAAAUCAAAAUUUAGGAGUGAGAGGCAGCAUUGUUCAAGAGCCAGCAGUUAGCAGAACAGACAGUGUCAAUAGGGGUGGAUUUACUGUUAUCAGAGACUUGAACGAAGACAUUACGGACAUGGACAUAGAAACUUCGGAAGGAGAUUUCUUGUCUAAUAUUAGAAAAAGGCCGCUCUUGGAUCUUUCUGAGAUGCCGCCUCCCGAAAGUCCUGAUAGCACAGUUGGUCAAGACAUGCCUUGGAAUGUGGUUCACACUGGGUUGGCUGACCGAGCUAAGAAGCCAAAAUUAAGUGAUGAAGGACCUAAUGGGUAUGACAGUUCAAGAGACUGCAAUUCUAAGAGAGAUGUUAAUACGUCGAAAGCAGCUGCUGAAAGGUACUUCUUUCCUGUGGAUUCACACACCAUUCUCUGGAAGGGAGGGUCCUCAGCAUCAAGACGUGAGGACCAAUCUUCUUCGCCGAAUCUUGAUCUUGCUUUGGGGGGUGAGACAAAACCACCGGGAAUUAUGCCCUUCAUUGUUGGAAUGGUGGCCAAGAAUACUACUGACAAGAACAAGCUACUGCCAUCGCCACCAGCAGUUGAGAAAGUAUUGGAGGACAAAGAGCAGGAGGACGGUGUGUCUGCUUCCCUUUCUCUUUCUCUUUCAUUUCCGUUCCAGGACAAGGAACAAACUGUAAAACCUCCUGUGAUCCCAAAAACCGAGCAGCUUCUGCCUGAAAGGGCACCGUGUGAAUACCUAGCUGCUCCUUUUUGGACGCUUCGCUGAUAGAUAGGGCUUGCCUGUCGGGGAAGGUAGUCACAGUAGUUGCAUGUAUUAUAUGAAAUUUGCACCCUCUAGUAUAAAAUAAAAUAAAAUAAAAACAUGAAAGAAAAGGAAGAAAAACAUAGCUUGAUCAUGUGUACUACCAUGCUCUUUCUCACUUGCCUCAAGUUUCCAUAUGAUUUUUACUCUCUGUUCAUAUAGCCCAUACAGGAUUUACUAAUAAGUGUUCUUUCCCACACUCUUUGAUUUUGCUUUUGGAGUGCACGGUUAAGAGAUGUUCUGUAUAUAAAUGAGAAUCUAAGUCCUAAUUUGCAUACUGACUUUUUGAUGAUAUAUAGCUUCUAGUUGGUUUACUGCUAUUUGUUUUCAUUUAGCACAGUAUUAUAUGGUGGAACUGUCUGCGUGUUGCCAGGGAAAAUUUGGUGUUAAUCAGAUGAUGUGAUUAUGAUCAUACUUUGGUACAGACAGAGGAUGGGCGAUGUGCUCAAACUGCUUUGCUUGAGCCUGGAGUUACAUGCAUGUAGUAUGUGAAUUAAGAGGUUCAGCUCUGUUCUGGAGUGGCUAGUGGGAAUAGGUCCUGUACGUGAUGUAUUUAUAUGUUCUAGCGCAUGUCAUUCAAUUUCCCAUGCUGGAGCUGUAAAUGUUAACAGGUAUGAUACUGCGUUGCCAGCGGUUCGGUCUGGAGCUCAAGCUAGCUUAAUGGUGAGUUUUCUUUAGCAGAUAUGCCCUAGCUUUGUUACUGUUUU